Molecule: messenger RNA, 2926 nt
Organism: Zeugodacus cucurbitae (melon fly)
Lineage: Eukaryota; Metazoa; Arthropoda; Insecta; Diptera; Tephritidae
Gene: tfc
Product: probable serine/threonine-protein kinase tsuA
Exons: 5
Coding region: 167-1480 (437 amino acids)
Biological process (GO): biological process involved in interspecies interaction between organisms
Cellular component (GO): external side of plasma membrane
Molecular function (GO): carbohydrate binding
Source: RefSeq, a predicted model, not a curated record
AAAAUAAUUUUAAAAUAUAAUAAAUAAAAAAAAAUAAAAUAUAAUAAAUAAAAUAAAAAAUAAAUUAUAAAAAUAAUUAUAAGAAAUUAAAAACAAAAAAAUCAAAAAUUAAACGUGAAUUCUUCAGUGCAAUAUUUAUGCGUUAAACAAUAUAUAAUCCGCCAUAAUGUCACGCGUAUCAGUUUUACUCAUACUCUUAUCAAUGGUCAUUAUCAACUCCGGCGACAGCAAUCACAGUAAUCACAACAACAACAACAACAACAAAAAUUAUAGUAGAAUACAUACAUUUCAUCAGCCAUACAGCAGCAUCAAUAGCACGAAAAUCGUCAAUCAUCCAGUAUCUAGUUUAAUAACUGCAGUCAACAAUAGUGAAGAAACACGCGCAGAACAACAACAACAACUGCAAGAACAACAAAAGCAGUCAACUCCAAAUCAACAGCAACAGCAAACAAAACAACAGCAGUCUGCGCAGCGCGACAAAAGAGCUUCUGGCGACUUCCAGUUGGACGAAGCGGAGAUCGCGCGACAAAAUCAGAUAACACAACAAAUAUUUGCCAAAUAUUUGGAACGACGACUCUUCCCAAAUCGCAGCACAAACGAACGCAUACCCACCAUCUCGGAAAUCUUACCCAAACCAUCAUCCUCUACGACGGCACGUCCACGACCGCGUGGUUUCUCCUCCGCGGCAGAUUUUCACAAUUUCCGUCGUGGUGUUGAUACACAAAAAACGAACGGUCGCAAACGAUAUGGCGGUGCUAAUCAAAAACAACGACAACGGCCGAGGGGCGCCGGUGCACAUCGUCAGCAAUUAGUUGUUGAACCUGAAGAGGAGGAAGAACAAGAUGCAGAACCGACGCUGCAAAAGAGUACAGAGUAUUAUACGGAUAUCAAUGCCGAUGCCGAUGAAGUGGCCGAUGAUGGUCAAGAGUCACUACAAAGUGUCGAAUCUGAGCAACACGAUCACUACUACAGCGAUGUGUUUAAUCGUGAUCCCAGCGAAAAUGAAAUUGACAGCGAUUGUCCGAACUGUGUGGACGAGUCUCAAUACACGAACAAAUGGACAAUGCCGCUGCUCAAACUGGGCGAGAAGCGUUACUACCUCGGCAUCUUCUUCAAGGCGAAUUGGUUCAAAGCAUCACAAUAUUGCCGCUAUCAUGGCAUGCACUUAGCAAGUAUUGCAUCACAAGAAGAGAAUGACAGACUGGAAAAACACAUACGCGAUUUUGCAGGUUUGGGUCACGAACACUUCUGGACAUCUGGCACUGACUUGGCCGAUGAGGGCAACUACUUUUGGAUGGCCAAUGGCCGACCCAUUACAUUUACGAAUUGGAAUGCUGGCGAACCGAAUAAUUUCCGUUAUGAGAAUGGCGAGGAGGAGAAUUGCAUGGAGUUGUGGAAUCGCGAUGGCAAGGGAUUGAAAUGGAAUGAUUCGCCGUGUAGUUUUGAAACGUAUUUCGUGUGCGAAGUGCAGGCAAUUUAAUUAACACGAGCGGGCGUUGAUUGACUGAAGCACAAACAAAUAAUGUAAUAAACGAAUAACAACAACAAAAACAAACGACAGAAGACAAAUGCAAAGUUGUCAAAUGUUGCUGCUGGGGAGCUAAGCAUAAUAACAUAAGGAAAUAGCGUACUUUUUAUUGUAUUUUGUGUGUGUGUGUGUGUGCGGCAACGCUAAUGCGCACGCGUAAUCAUUGUAUUGCGAAAUUUGCAUAAUUUCAUAAGCGACGGUACUUGCUGAUUGAGGUGAUUAGACGCACUUGUGUCACGCACUAGCGGCUAAAAUGUGUACGCACGGCAUUACAAAACACAAAGAGGGGCGAUGUUUUUUUUAAUAUUUGCAAAAAUAUUUUUUUUUUUAUUUUUUAAUAUUACUUAUUUAUUUUUAAUAUUAUUUUUAAUUUGUUCAGAUAUCUCAUUUAAAUUUUGUUUUUGAAUAUUUUUUAUAUUAAACAUUUUUUUGAAAAAUUUUCAAAUUUUUUUUUUUAGCUUAGUUUGUCGCAAUUUUUUAGACAUCUUAUUUAAAUUUUGUUUUUAAAUAUUUUUUAUAUUAAAAUUUUUUUUUUAGAUUUUUUGAAAAUUUUUCAAAUAUUUUUUUUUCAAUUUAAUUAUGAUAUCUCCUUUAAAUUUUGUUUUUGAAUAUUUUUUAUGUUAAAAUUUUUUUUUUUGAAAAUUAUCCAAUUUUUUUUUCAAUAUAUUUAUUUUGUUUGCGCUUAAUUUGUCGCAAUUGCAUUCGCGCGUAAUUUUUGCAGAAACACCUCGUCGCCCAAUCAGCUGCAUGCCACUUGAAUACGCAAAUUAAAUUUCAAAUCACAUAUUACGUAUACGCAGCGGUGGCCCGCGAUUUUUGUAUACACUUCGCUCAUUGCCUUCAGUGUAUUUGUAAUGUCGCAGACGCACAACGAAGUUAAGAAUUUAUGCAUUUAUGUAAGUGAUAAGUACAUCGCUAUCAUUUUCAUGUUCGAUAAAUGCGUGGGGACAGCAAAAUCCAGUUGUUACUCAUACGCCGUGUACACCCCACUCGCUAAAUUCACUACGAUUUGUACGAAAUAAAAUGUUAAUGUACUAAAUAAAAAUGAGAAAUAACUUAAAUAUGCAUAAAUCUACUUAGAAGCACUUAAUUAAACUACAUUUACUGCCUUAGCAUUAUGUACAUACAUACACUAUUGUAUAAGUAAUGUAUAAAUUAUUAUUGUUUAGUUAGUGUCAUUUUAAAUUAUAUUGUAAUUAAAUGUAUUGUAUACCAUAAUGUAUCAAAUUCUGUAUGCUUAAAGACUUAAGUGCGAAUGAUACAAUAUUAAGUUAAGUAUCUAUAGCAAAACAAAAAAAGACAAAAACAAAAAUAAAAACAACAAAAUAAAUCACAACACAAUGAAGAUAGUAUAUAUGUAUCUAUAUGUAUAUGUAAAUGCGUUAAUGUAAGUCAAAA